Capronia epimyces CBS 606.96 is the source of this 540-nucleotide messenger RNA. RefSeq lists its product as uncharacterized. The transcript has a single exon. The coding region runs from base 1 to 540 and encodes 179 amino acids. The record is from RefSeq and is a predicted model, not a curated record. NCBI's taxonomy places the organism in Eukaryota, Fungi, Ascomycota, Eurotiomycetes, Chaetothyriales, Herpotrichiellaceae.
AUGACGAUUCCGGCAUGCCUUGCCUUCUGCUCGGCGCAAUCGCUCGCGCUCGCCGGGCUGGAAUACGGGCGCGAAUGCUACUGCGCCUCGGCUCUUGGGCCCAACACGCUCCUGAAUGCAACCGGCUGCACGAUGGCGUGCGCCGGCGACAACACCCAGGUGUGCGGCGGCCGCUCCCGGCUGAGCGUGUACAACAACACGGCGCUGUCCGCCCCGGCGGCCAAACAGACCAUCGGCCAGUUUGCCUACCAGGGCUGCUACACCGACCCGUCGGCAGCGCAGCGCGCCUUGCAAGGCUACAGCACCUCGUCGAGCAGUAUGACGCAGGACCUGUGCGUUCAGACCUGUUCGGCCAAGGGAUACACGCUCGCCGGCGUCGAGUACGGUCGCGAGUGUUACUGCGCCAACAGCCUGGCCACCGUGCAGGUCGGAGGCAAGGCCGUCCAGGCCGCCGAGGGAGACUGUGGUAUGCUUUGUGCUGGCGAUAGGGAUGAACUGUGUGGUGGGAGCUCGAGGAUCGGUGUGUGGAUGGUGACCUGA